AUGACUCUGACAUACCGUGUCGCUUCGGCCGCACUGCUGAUCCUCGCCAUCAUCCUCAUCAAGCGCCAUCUCGACCACGUCCAGGAUGAUUCGCGCGUCCAGCCGUUCUGGCAGAUCAGUUCACCCGCUCCUGCAUCCGCUGAUUCGCUCGCCAACGAAUUCGUCCCCGAGACGCCCGUGAUUCCGGACAAUAAUCCUGCGAAAGAGGAUGCUCCUGCUGCUCCGGAAAGCUAUCACGAUAGAGCACGGCCAGGGGUGGGCGGUUUAAGGACGAAGCCGGGCGAUAGGAAGGUAUUGUCGAAGAAGCCGGAGUACGAGACGACGCCGAUCAUCGUGCCCAAUGACCGCACAAUUGUCAUGGCGAAGAUGUCGUGGGAGGAUACGUCGUGGGUGAGCAACGAUUUGAACGAAUGGCGCAACGUAAUCUACACCGUCGAUGACCCCUUCGCCUCGCGCCACACCCCCAUUAACAAAGGCCGCGAAAGUCUCGCCUACCUCCAAUACAUCGUCGAACACUACCACGACCUCCCCGCAACAAUCAUCUUCCUGCACAGCCACAAAGACGGCUGGCCCCAAGCCUGGCACACAGACACCCUCUCCUACAGCAACGUCGAAUCCGUCCGCUCCCUGCAAAUCGACUUCAUCCAGAAAAACGGCUUCGCAAACCUCCGCUGCCAAGAAUCCCCCGGCUGCCCGGACGAAAUCCAACCCUUCCGCAACCCACCCCGCCCCGGCAAAACCGCCGAGAAAUUCUACGCACAGGCGUGGAAAGAGUUGCACAACAACACCGACGUUCCCGAGGUCGUGGCGGCGCCGUGUUGUUCGCAGUUUGCUGUGUCGAGGGAUCAGGUGCUGCAGAGGCCGAAGAGUGACUAUGAGCGAUAUUAUAAUUGGGUGUUGACGACAGAUUUGCCGGAUGAUCUUAGUGCGAGGGUGAUGGAGUACAGUUGGCAUAUUAUUUUUGGGCAGAAGGCUGUUUAUUGUCCGGAUACGUUUCAGUGUUAUCAGGAUGUAUAUGGGAGUGCUUAUUUUUGGUAG
Molecule: messenger RNA, 1038 nt
Organism: Aspergillus chevalieri
Lineage: Eukaryota; Fungi; Ascomycota; Eurotiomycetes; Eurotiales; Aspergillaceae
Product: DUF3431 domain-containing protein
Exons: 2
Coding region: 1-1038 (345 amino acids)
Source: RefSeq, a predicted model, not a curated record